GAACAACAUUGAAGUUUUGGAAAACCACCCAGAGCCCGUAACAUUCUGAUUGCAAAUUUGACCGAAAAUCGAGCCCGGACCAUGAAGAAACAAGCCAGAAGCCUGAUCGUUGACCGGCUGCACCGGGGCUUCGUUUACACCUGCCUGGGGCUUACGAUGUACGGCAGCUACCUGAUCGGCCAGCGCGUUUAUCGCUACUUUAGCAUCAUCAAACCGGCCCGAGAGGCGGAGGAACGUCGGAUGCUGCAAGCCGGUGCUGGACCCGGACCGGCCGUCUCGCUAGACAAUGCCCCCACGCUGAAGUCGUAAGGAAGGAGGCCUACUACUGGUGCGGUGAUUGCUGCGUGUGUGUGCUUACGAUUAGAAUGAUUCCUCUGCUGUUCGUUAGAUUGUUAGGUUUUUGAGUAAAUAAAUUAUGUAACGUUAAGUUCCUGCGGGGCGAUUAAGGGUUUGGUUUUCUU
Ochlerotatus camptorhynchus is the source of this 461-nucleotide messenger RNA. RefSeq lists its product as uncharacterized. Bases 82 to 309 code for a protein of 75 amino acids. NCBI's taxonomy places the organism in Eukaryota, Metazoa, Arthropoda, Insecta, Diptera, Culicidae. The record is from RefSeq and is a predicted model, not a curated record. The transcript has a single exon.